AUGGGCUUCGGGCGACGACUGCUCGAUAAAACGAUAAAGGCAUACACAAACGCGCCAGAAGAUGUCUGGUUCUCUCGCGACAUCAACAAUCAACAACUCCAACACUGGAUGAUCAUCGUCAAGUAUCAUAAGCUUGAGCUCGUGCGCGAGGCAGAAAACAGCUUCCGCCUCCGACACGAGUACGAGCGUGGAUGGACUCCUCAAAUCGAAAAGGACAAGCCGAUCACGAAAACUCGAGGCCAUCGAGGGAAUGGCCUGGACUGCUGGGUGUUGUGUGGAAUAGGCUGGUGUCACUCUACUGACCUGGUCGUCGACAAAUACAUUUCUGCGAAAUGCGCCGAGCACCCACCAACGAAACGAUUUACCUGGACAGAAUGUCAACAAUUCUUGCGCGAGAUCGAGGAUAUGGUUAUCCACAAACGCGAUGAUCAAAAUUGGAACUUCUUCUGGAACAACACAGAUGUGAGAAGGCAGACUGUUGACCAGCUUCCUGCGCCCGAUGUCUUUCGCCAGCCGCAGACAAUGGCUCAGGCAUCGGGUAAUUCUGGACCAGAUAUCAACAUGUUCAAUAAGUAUCAGAGCAGUUACUUUGCAGCACAACAGCAGAAUAUGGCCAUGAACGACCAGCUCAUGCAGAACCAGCAGGGACCUGGUUAUUAA
Messenger RNA from Cercospora beticola, 660 nucleotides. RefSeq lists its product as uncharacterized. Lineage: Eukaryota; Fungi; Ascomycota; Dothideomycetes; Mycosphaerellales; Mycosphaerellaceae. The record is from RefSeq and is a predicted model, not a curated record.